AUGGAUGCAAAGUACACAGACUGGAACGAAGAUCUACAAAGCGAGUUCCAUGCGAUUCUCGUCGAGAUAAGCUUCCCGAAAGGAGCAGCAGGUACACCGUACCUACAGGACAUUCAAGAUGUGCAACGGGAAUAUGUACUCAAGAUGUAUGCAGUCCGAUCUCUACCGUGUCCUCUGCAGGAUCCCGUGGCCAGCAUACCACACGACGUGAAGAAUGUAGGAAAGCCUGGUACGACGACAGUCCUGUAUACUGGCACUGGUCCUAUGGAGGAGGGUAGUACCGACCGUGGAGAUACCCGACAAUCCGGGAAUUCUCGCGAUUAUCUCUGA
Penicillium cataractarum is the source of this 330-nucleotide messenger RNA. RefSeq lists its product as uncharacterized. NCBI's taxonomy places the organism in Eukaryota, Fungi, Ascomycota, Eurotiomycetes, Eurotiales, Aspergillaceae. Bases 1 to 330 code for a protein of 109 amino acids. The record is from RefSeq and is a predicted model, not a curated record. The transcript has a single exon.